This is a messenger RNA of Spodoptera litura, 1514 nucleotides long. Its product is annotated as CCR4-NOT transcription complex subunit 7. Gene Ontology annotation, cellular component: CCR4-NOT complex. The record is from RefSeq and is a predicted model, not a curated record. Gene Ontology annotation, molecular function: poly(A)-specific ribonuclease activity; nucleic acid binding. Lineage: Eukaryota; Metazoa; Arthropoda; Insecta; Lepidoptera; Noctuidae.
CAAAAAAAAAGUACAAAAAAAAUGGAUUGCGUUGCUCUGGUAAAAGUUUCAACGAAAACGUAUCCCACAAUUUUUUGUUUCCAUAGAUUUGUAGACUUUAAUAUCUAGCAAUAUUUUAACAAAGAACAUUACGUGAUUCCAUUGAAGCUACAAAAUUUGAAGAAGCUAGCAGAAUUUCGAAAUCCUAACAACUAACAACGCGCUUGGCGACAGAAGUCGCUGGGAUGUUAUUAGAAACGCAAGUGUAACCUAUAAACAUCAACAAGCAUUUUUGUAUAAAAGCGCUGGCGCUCAAUUUUUUGAAGAUUGCAACAAACCGUAAACCACGGCGUCGAAAAAAACUGAAGAAUCUGCCCAUCUGGAAGCAGAUAACCGAUACAAGAUGCCUGCUGCUAGUUUUGGAUCAAUUGCACAGCUGCCAGGAACGGGAGACUGUGGGAUAAAGGAUGUAUGGAAUCAUAAUUUGCAUGAAGAAUUUCAAAUAAUAAGACAAGUUGUUCAAAAAUACCACUGGGUGGCAAUGGACACAGAGUUUCCAGGAGUUGUUGCCCGACCUAUCGGAGAAUUCAGAUCCACCGCUGACUAUCAGUAUCAACUAUUAAGAUGUAAUGUUGAUCUCCUAAGAAUUAUUCAGUUGGGUCUCACAUUCAUGGAUGAAAACGGCAAAACUCCUCCUGGUUACACCACAUGGCAAUUCAACUUUAAAUUCAACCUGCAAGAGGAUAUGUAUGCGCAAGACUCAAUAGAUUUACUGCAGAACUCAGGUCUCCAAUUCAGAAAGCAUGAAGAAGAUGGCAUUGAACCCCUGGAGUUUGCAGAACUAUUGAUGUCAUCUGGGCUGGUGUUAAUGGACAAUAUAAAGUGGCUCAGUUUUCACUCCGGCUAUGAUUUUGGUUACCUUCUAAAACUGCUAACUGAUCAGAACUUACCGCAAGAUGAAAAUGAUUUUUUUGAAAGCUUGAGGCUUUAUUUUCCAACGGUUUACGAUGUAAAGUACUUAAUGAAGUUAUGCAAAAACUUAAAAGGUGGACUGCAGGAGGUGGCAGACCAGUUAGAACUGCGUCGUGUGGGACCUCAACACCAAGCUGGUUCCGACUCACAUCUAACAGGAAUGGCAUUCUUUAAAAUAAAGGAGAUAUUCUUUGAUGACAACAUCGAAAAUUCCAGUGGACAUUUAUAUGGUUUGGGUGCACCCUUCUCAGUAAAUGUCAACAAUUUCCAAGACAACGGGGAGAAUGGAAACUCCUCCUGAUCUUUAGAAAACGGGCAUGUAAUAAGCCUAACACCACAACCUCCGGUGUUCCAUAUUUCAGAGUGAAAAUAACAUUGAAUGUGUGCUGUGUACAUAAAGUAACUGUGAGUGACAAUUCGACAUUAAGUGAGCACUUCUUUCUGUGUGAAUAAACUCCUGUUAUGUCCGCUAUUUCAUUUAUACAAGUUAAUUUUACAAAUUUAAAAAAAUCUGCAAUGAAAUCAUAAUUAUGUAUAUAAAUAAAUUAAUUCCAUGCAUCCAU